Messenger RNA from Rosa chinensis, 2756 nucleotides. Its product is annotated as DNA (cytosine-5)-methyltransferase DRM2-like. Gene Ontology annotation, cellular component: nucleus. Gene Ontology annotation, molecular function: DNA (cytosine-5-)-methyltransferase activity; protein binding. Lineage: Eukaryota; Viridiplantae; Streptophyta; Magnoliopsida; Rosales; Rosaceae. The record is from RefSeq and is a predicted model, not a curated record.
GCCUGGUUUGUACGCAUGUCAACUUCUUAUUGGACAUUGGCAGCCUUGGAAACCCAGCCACGGGCAGCCAAGUACGGUAUCAUUACACGGCGUGUCGUCAAUAGUAUUAACCACACCAGGUGGCAGGCUCUCUCAUUACUUUGCAAACAAGGCUCACUCUCACUCUCACUUCCUCUUCCUCUUCCUCUUCCUCUUCAAAUUACGCCCAACACUUUCUCUCUCCUCCUCAUUUUCUCUCUCUCUUCACACCUCUUCGUCUUCGUCUUCUUCUUCUUCUCCUUCACUGAGCUCCUCUGCAUUUCAAGCUAGCUUUCGGAGAGGCAAGUAACUAGCUAGCUUCGGCUCUUUAGUUUUGGAGAAGCGCAGCUUCGAGCUUACAGAGAAAUGGAUGGAAGUAAUUCUAGUGUAGAUGACAAUGAUGUUGACUGGAACACAGAUGAUGAAAUCGACAACUUCACUCUCUCGCCUUCUUCGAGUGUGAUACAUCCUUGUGGAGAAGCUAAUGUGCUCUCUUGGGAGGUGAGCUCAGCUCCAACUUCUUCCAAUACCAAAGUUCUUGAUCAGUUUAUAGCGAUGGGAUUUUCUAAGAAGAUGGUUGCCAAUGCAAUUCAGAAACAUGGAGAAGAAAAUGCAGAUGCAAUUUUGGAAAUGCUCCUCACAAAUUCGGCUCUAGAAAGUUCAACUCAUGAACAGAAACAAAUGGAUUCUGAUCACUUCUCAGAUUAUGUGGAAAGCUUUCUAGAUGGUUUUUCAGAUAUGGAUAGCUGUGAUGAUGAGGAAAUCAUAAGUCAUACAUUUGAGGAGGAAAAACUAAUGUCCUUGAUCACAAUGGGGUACACAGAAGAGGAGGCUUCCGUGGCAGUAGAAAGAUGUGGUCAUAACUCCUCACUUCUGGAAUUGACUGAUUUUUUAUCUGCUGCUCAAUUGGCAAAGGAAGAAGAUGCCCUUCUUCCUCUUGAAGAGAAGCCCAGACUAAAACAUGUGCACACUGAUCCUAAGAAGAAGAGGAAAAUUAUUGUAUCUGAUAUAUCGAAAAGGAAAAGGCAGAUGGGGCACAUAGACACAGAUACUGAGACACUUUGCCUCCCAAAUCCAAUGAUUGGGUUUGGGAUUCCAACUGGAGCAUGGAAAUCUAACAGAAUUCUUCCAAAGGCAGCCAUAGGGCCUCCAUAUUUUUAUUAUGAGAAUGUCGCCCUUACUCCUAAAGGGGUUUGGGACACUAUAUCCAAAUUCCUAUAUGAUGUUCCCCCUGAGUUUGUUGAUUCAAAACAUUUCUGUUCUGCUGCUAGAAAAAGGGGUUACGUCCAUAAUCUUCCUACUGAGAACAGAUUUCCUCUUGUUCCGCUCCCCCCACAAACCAUACAUGAGGCAUUUCUUGACAAAAAAUGGUGGCCUUCUUGGGACAUAAGAACAAAGCUAAACUGUAUAGUAACUUGCUAUUCUAGUGCAAAGUUAUCAGAGCGGAUAAUGAAGCUUCUCGAGGGCUGUGAUGGCAUUCCACCAGAAAGAGUCCAGCGGGCUGUUAUACAUGAAUGCCGUAAGUGGAAUCUAUUGUGGGUUGGAAGAAAUAGGGUUGCCCCACUUGAGCCUGAUGAAGUGGAAAUGCUCAUGGGGUUUCCAAAGGAUCACACAAGGGGAAUGAGCCGCACUGAUAGAUACAAAUCGCUUGGCAAUGCAUUUCAGAUUCACACUGUGGCAUACCACUUCUCAGUCUUGCGAGACAAGUUUCCAAAUGGUAUAAAUGUCCUCUCUCUAUUCUCCGGGAUAGGUGGAGCAGAAGUAGCCCUCCAUCGUCUUGGAAUCCAUAUGAAGAAUGUGGUGUCCGUAGAGAUAUCAGAAGUGAACAGAAACGUUGUGAGGUGUUGGUGGGAGCAAACAAACCAGACGGGAAAUUUGAUUCACCUUGCUGAUGUAAAGGAGCUAGAUGCUAACAGAUUGGAACAGUUGAUGUUUUCAUUCGGUGGCUUUGAUCUUGUAGUGGGUGGGAGCCCCUGCAAUAAUCUAACAGGCAGCAAUAGAUAUCAUCGAGAUGGACUCGAGGGCAAAGAAUCUUCACUUUUCUAUCACUACUUUCGAAUUCUGGACUUGGUCAAGUCUAUUAUGGCAGGAUAAACAAAGUGGAUGUAAAAUCUAUUUGGUUCGUGGUACUUUUAUCUAAUCCCUCCUAACACCUGAACAUUGACAACCAAGACAAUAGAAAAGGUUUUGGGUUGCUUUGUGGAUAACAAAUUAAUUAAUUGUCAAAAAGGGCUCAUAUGGCCUUGAUUAGUAACUCAACUCAGCUAAUUGCUUCAGACAUGGCUUUACUUGGUUUCUUUCAUAACCCUAUAGCAUAUGCAGCCAAUGUGUUGGAGACAAAACAUGAGUGGAAAGAGUUUGUUUACAUACACAUGCAUGGAAUUCAGUAGUUAUGCUAUUUAUUUUCAUGUACGUAAAUUUCUUCUUUUCCCUAAAUGUAAGCAUAAUAAUUCGCUUUAUGCUUCAUGCAUCUAGUUAUUCUUUACAUUCAAAAAAGAAAACUCAUCUCUACAAUAACAUUUCUUUAAUUUUCUCCAUGAACUUAUAGGAAAAAUUAAUAAUCUAUCAUAAAUUAGUUGGUUUAAUUUCCUUCUUGAAAGCUAGUCCUUAUUUUACGGGGGUAAAUCUUCUAUAAUUUGAAUAAAUAUUCCAAAAGAAAAUGUCUACCAAAAUAGAAACACACUAUUUUUUAUUCUCUCUAUUCUCUAUGACGAAAAAUAAUGCGAUUAUGUGAAAGG